AUGGCAUUUUUUUGUUUUCUGAAACGAACCGCGGAAAGGGGAAAGGUGGGGAAAGACCGAAAUAGGCGACAGAAAUGGCGACGGAGAAGCGCAGCCGCCGGCGCUCACCGUCGGCCGCCACGCCGAGCGCCUCGCUGACGUCCUCCUCAAAUCCAGAAGCCGCUAUAUUGCACUCACCUUCCCCAUCGCUGGACCUCAUCCCCGACAUCACCUCCCGCCUGAUCUCCCUCGAGGACUUCUUCGCUCUGCGCGCCUCCUGCCGCGCUUACCGCGCCAUCCUUCCGCCGUCCAGCGAGGCCCUCGCCUGCCAGUCCCCGCUCCUCCUCGUCUCCCUUUUCCCCUCCUUCUCCGAGGCGUUAUUCCACCUCUCGCUCCGCCGCCUCCACCGCUUCCGCCUCCCCUGGGGCCAUCACCUGCCCCCCUCCCGCCGCACCCUCCACUACGCGCACGGCUACCUCGUCACCGCCACCACCGCGUCCUCCCACUACCCCCCGAGGCUCAUGCUCCUCCACCUCUUCUCCGGCGAGCAGCUCCGCCUCCCCAAGGUCCCCGCGCCGUUCACCCGCGUCGUCAUCUCCGACGACCUGGCCGCCGUCCUCUUCCUGCCCGGCAGGUCCAAUGUCCAGCACUGCCACCCUGGGGACGCUCUCUGGCGCGUGGCCACCGCGGAUGCGCCCCACGUUGUUGAAGAUAUGCUCUUCGUCGAUGGCACCCUCUACGCCCUGGUAAAUGGCCUCCGUCUUGCCACAGUCGAACUGUCUGAUGGUUUGCUGGAACUAUCGUUUCUAGGAGAGGAGGUGGAUGACGACAGCAAGCCAGCAGGAGGGCAGUUCAAGCUCGGAGAGUGCGGCGGUGACGUGUUGCUCAUCAGUGAGGAUCACACGGGGGUGAUGCUGUACCGUGUUUAUCGGUGGGUUUUUGAGGCGGGGAAGUGGGUUUCAAUCACGAGCUUGGGCAGGCGGACACUGUUUCUUGGUUUCUUCGGAUUUGCAGCCUGUAUCGGUCCAGAUUACCCAGGAAUCCGAACGGAUUGCUUAUAUGCAGCUGGGCCACGCUUGGGUGAAUGGCACGAGUACUCCUUGGCUGAUGGAACUUGCGAUGUUCGCUAUGCUGAUUAUCCAGGUGCACCACCGCUGAACAACAAUUCACCUACCAGACCUCCAGUCUGGGUCUUCCCCAGUCUGUGUUGAUACUGGCUGUGAAUUCUUCCACAUCAUGUAGAACAUCUGACGCUGACUUGAAAUAAGUCAUGGUAUGCUGAUUUCUGAGGUUGCUAUUUCUUAAUCUUAAUUUUAUUUCUGUAAACAGUAUGUUGUUCAGCAAUGAGUAUUGAAACACAAUAUAUUACUAGUUAUUUGUUAUACUGAUUGGGUAUAGACUACACUUGUUGAGUGUUACUAUAAGAAUAUAUAAUGCUCAUCCUGCCCAAAGGGAAUGGAUGGUUUGUCUAUGCAUUAUGCUCGUUUUCUAGACCUUGGUAAUGUUAUUAAAUCAUAUAAUCAAACCUAGUCGACAAGGUGUCAAUCAGCGAUUAGUUGUCAUCAGGCUCAAUUAGUCGAGCCUAGUGGUUGGUAUACUUGUCCUGAAUAUAUAUACCAGUAUUGACAUGCUAUUUGUACAUUUGUACUCCGUUUUUUAAUUUGUCGUGUUUUAGUUAAAAAAUGAACUAGCGGGCAACAAAUAUUGGAGAACGGAGGUAGUACUAUCCAAUAUAAUUCAAUAGUCACUUGUGAAAUUUGAUCUGUGAACUGUCCAUGUCUUUGCUAACUAUUGGAGGAACUUUUGCUCAGGGCCUUGCAUCACUAUAAUGGCUAGCAAGAUGCUGCUUGAACCAUUUAAUUCCUGUAGGCACUAGCUUCUUACAGAAUAUGCAUUGCAGAGUCUCCUUCUGAGGAUCAGGCCAGAACCCAAAUGUCUAUCCUGGAUCAUAAGACCUAGCCUUCCCUUUAGGAUCUUUAACCAUCUCUUCAGGAUAUGGUGUUAAGGCAGCUAUGACCUUUUCUGCUAAGUGCUAAGGAUUUAGAUGUGAAAUCUGGAGCAGCAGAGGAAGCAGUGGCAGUAGCUGAUGAACUUGUGACAUCUGCUUCGAUCACAGGAGGCAUUAUCACUUCUACCAUAGCUGCACGCCGUUGAUCUUGAUCCACAUCUAUAGGAUACAGGCUUAUGUAAGCACCAGCAGCAUAUAGGACUUGAGGUAAAGGCCUAGAGCAGCAAGAACAAAAGGCAGCAGCAACCAGCAAGAGUAGAAGGAAACAAAAAAUAGAGCAGCAAUAGCAGGCCAUAAAGAUUCUAGUAAUGAACUAGAAACACAGCAAUAAGAUGGAGGAUUGAAAGACAAGAUAGUAAGAGGAUGCGGCAAAACACUAACCUUCAGAGGAGGAGCUCAUCUUCGGACGGCGGCAGCACACAACAGAGUAGCAGACGGGCACAACCUCCAGGCGGAUGUGCUUGAGGCCUCAUGGGAAUGCCUGGUGGAAUGCAGUGUGAUUAGUUGAUGUCGGACAACUAUACAACUAAUCGCUGACCUAUUUGAUGGACCUGAUUAUUGCUAGAGGAUUGAUAACUUAAUAACAUGCUUGGUUGAUCUAAUUUUGCUUCUUUCUUGGUAUAUGAAUAUUACCAUGACAUCGCAACAAUGAGGACGUCUCUGUGUAUGAAAUUACAAAUUUAGUUUAUUGUGGCUUGAAGUCUUGAACUUAUAUUACUGGUGAGUUUGUCUUCAACCAACAAGCUAUUCACAAAAUUGCUCAUUGGUAUUGAAUAUUGAUGUAUCAUGGUAUGUGAAACCAACUUUAAAGUACUAAGGUCUUAUUGUCUCAACAUGCUGGAUCUCUUUUCAUAAGUUCAGUACUUAAGUCAUAUGAUUAAUUCAUCUUACUAUAGCACCUGGUUUUGUUAGACUAGAUAGUUCAGGAGGUGUUGAGAGAAAUGAUGAAUAGUUACUUCAGGAGGUUACUUUGAAUAGUUAGUUCAGGUUUUCCUCGAACAAAAUUAGUUCAGGGUAAGUUGUCAGGAUAUCCAUAUAACCAAAAAACAAAGCCUUGCAGGUUACCACCAUUCUUCCACUGUAACAAUUUACUUACAACGAGGCAUGUUUGAGGAAAAAAAAACUUACAAUGACACGGUUAGUAGAACCAAAAUCUGAGGAAUAGCAGAAGAUUUAACUCAGCACCUGAUAUUCUUGAGGAUGUUUACAUUACGUAAGCUUAUUUGCUCAAUGAUCUAUGCGGAUACACUUCUUUUUUUUUUCAUUUAGGCUUUACACCCAUGAUUGUUAUGUAGUCCUUAGUCCUGACUAAACAAUGUGACUGGCUGACUGCUAUGUUCAAUGAUUUCUGCGAGGACUUACUGGAGUCGGCAAUUGGGAGUAAUGUUUCAGACCAGAACCUGAAAGUCUCACAGUUUAUCUGUAGAUCAAAGAGCAUUCGCCCUUGAAGAACCUAGAAGACCAGACCGCUAGAUUAAAUGGUUACGCCUAUUGUCUUAUGGUUUGUGGUUAAAAAUUUGUGCCGUGUUUUCCACACGAGUUCUGUACCCUCCAUUUCUGAGGAUUUUGAGUUGAUAAUGAAAGAAACCAGUAUCAUCUUACAUGAGAUUGGUUAGG
This is a messenger RNA of Zea mays, 3604 nucleotides long. RefSeq lists its product as uncharacterized. NCBI's taxonomy places the organism in Eukaryota, Viridiplantae, Streptophyta, Magnoliopsida, Poales, Poaceae. Bases 75 to 1190 code for a protein of 371 amino acids. The record is from RefSeq and is marked validated. The transcript has a single exon.